Messenger RNA from Odobenus rosmarus divergens (Pacific walrus), 546 nucleotides. RefSeq names its product chromosome unknown open reading frame, human C3orf22 (gene CUNH3orf22). The coding region runs from base 1 to 546 and encodes 181 amino acids. Lineage: Eukaryota; Metazoa; Chordata; Mammalia; Carnivora; Odobenidae. The transcript has 3 exons. The record is from RefSeq and is a predicted model, not a curated record.
AUGAACUCGAAGAACCCCAAGAAGUGCCCCCAGUAUAAGAAGAGUAGAAACAAGGCCCAGGAAAAAUUUCUCAGGAAGUUUCCAUACAGGUUCUCUUGGCUGACGGAACCUACUGUAGAGUUCCUGAAGCCCUGGGAGGUCACGAAGAUGACCACCACACUGAGGGAUCAGCUGCCCCUGCAGAAGACUUUGGUGCCAACAAGAUCCAUUCCAGUCAGAGGGCUUGGGGCCCCAGAUUUUACGUCACUGUCCUGCUUGAGCCCUCCGCUGCCACCGCCUCUACUGAGCCAACUUUGGGAACUCAAGCUAGUGAGCCGCCGCUUCCCUGGGCCAGGCGCCCCCACUGUCCCCCCGCCGGCACCUGCGCUGCCCACCCCUCCAGAGGCCUCCUCUAGAGCUCGGCACCGAGCGGCCUCCCUCGCGGCCACCUGUCCCGGGCUCUCCAGGCAGUGGCCACAGAGCACUCCCUUCCGGACAGAGGUGAACUCAAGUGAGGGGAACCACCCUGACGGGGCUCUUCAUCUCCUCAGAUCCCACGCCAUGUGA